Molecule: messenger RNA, 1455 nt
Organism: Paramecium pentaurelia
Lineage: Eukaryota; Ciliophora; Oligohymenophorea; Peniculida; Parameciidae
Source: the annotation of a GenBank genome assembly
AUGCAAUAAAAUUUAAUAAAUUAUAGGAAAAGAAUAACUGAAAUAGUUUCACCUGCUUUCUUUAGAGAACGAAAGAUUUCAGAAGUAGUUGAAUUAUAACCACUUAUUCUCAAUAAUCGAAUAAAAUCUCUUCAUCUACCAGAAGCAUAAUUAUUUUUGGAUAAUUCUAUUGAAUUAGAUUUUAGUGGUUUUAAAACAGCAUAAGUUAAUCUUUUCAAUAAUAUUACUGUUUUUUAAUCACCUGGAUAAUUUGAUGGUGGAUAAAUAAUGAAGAGAUCUAUAAUUUUAUCAAGAAAUUCUUCACCAAAAAAUAGGAAGUUAUAAAGAAGAGGUACACUUUUUUUGAUUGAUGAAAAUGAAUAAAAGAAAUAUGAAUAAUGGGUUGGUAAAUUAAGAAAGAGAACAACAGAUUAUUAUAUCAACAUUAUUUUGAAUCAUUAUAUUGAAUUAUUAGCUUCAAUGUAAAUGAAACAUUAUAGUCAUUUAAUUGAUAUUUAUUGUGAUAUAGGAGAAUAAUUAUUAUAAAGUCCAAUUACUUUGAUUAGAUUUACGUUAGUUAUUGGAUCAUACUUUUUAGAAAUGAAAGAUUAUAAUAAAAGUAGUUUCUUAUCUAAAUAGUUAUUUAUUAUAAGCAAAAUGUUGUCUCUAUAUAAAGAGAGAGCUAGAAUUAUGUUAUUUAUAUCUAAAAUAUGUUAAUAAGGAUAAUAAUAUGAAUAAUCAUUAUAAAUAUUAGAAGAUGGAUUAGUUUAUAGUUGGUUGAGUGAUGGAUAAGAAGAAGAAGCAUAAAUAUAUGAAUAAAUGGGAAUUUCAUUGUUUUAUAUGUAAUAAUAAAAGAAAGCUAGAAUAUUUCAUUUUAAAUAUGUAAAUGGACAUUUAGAACCUCAUAAUUCAUAAUUAAGAAUAUCUAUCAUAAAAUAAUUAUAAUUAUCAGAGAGAUUGUUAUAAGAAAAAGGAGAAAAAUAAGAAUCAAUGAAUGAAGUUGUUAUGAAUAGAUUACAAUUUCCAUUUUUAAAAAGAGAGAAAAAUAAAGUAAUUAAGAAAAUGGAUAUAUCAUAAUUUGAGGAAAAUAUUAAAUAAGUUAUUAGUGAAUAAAGUUAAGUAAUAAAAUAUGAAAGUAUCUUAUUAAGAGAUAGUUAAAUACAAUAACCUAAAAUGAAAUUGAGAGAUUUAGGUACAAUUACACAGAAAUAUUUGGAAAUGAAGAGAAAGAAUAUUAGAUUAUAAUGGAAAUAGAGAGAAAGAGUUAGUAAUUUAACUUUAGAUAAGAAUAUCAAUGAAUAUAUUACAUAGAGAAAUAAAUAGAUUAUAGAUUGUUAAAUACUAUUUAAAAGAAUACAUGACAAUAUUGCACAUAAAAAAGAUAAAGAAUUAGAGCCGAUUCUAAUUAAUUAGAGUUAAAAGAAACCAUUGAUUUUGUAUAUAAGAAAAGUAUUUGAAUAAUAAUUAUUUGAUUGA